GUAUCUCAUGAUGAGAGCGUGUUAUAAAAGAUUUUGUGAUUAAAUUUUUUUUUCUUUGUCAAUUUUAAUUAAAAAAAAACCCCAUAUUAUGUGUAUAUCACUAUAUCUCAUUUCAUAUUAGCUUAAAAACCUUGGAGUGAAUCAUUUUCCACCCAAAAAAAAAAAAUGGGAAAACCAUUUUCUCCUCUUCCAUUACAACAACCCUUAAUCUAUUUUCCUCCUCCACCGCCACCAUCACCGAUACAACAAAACAUUCUUCAAUCCUCAAAUUUAGACACUAAAAUAAGCCCAAGUAUAAUCCUAAUCAUAAUAAUCCUAGCAAUAAUCUUCUUUGUUUCUGGUUUACUUCAUCUUCUUCUUAGAUUCUUAUUAAAAACAAAUGAAAGACACCCAGAAGAUGAAUAUAUAGACAAUGUAACUGCAUUUCAAGGUCAAUUACAACAACUAUUUCAUCUUCAUGAUUCAGGGGUUGAUCAAUCUUACAUUGAUACACUCCCAAUAUUUCUAUAUAAAUCAAUAAUUGGUCUAAAAGACCCAUUUGAUUGUCCUGUUUGUUUAUGUGAAUUUGAGCCUAAUGAUAAACUUAGACUCUUACCCAAAUGCAGCCAUGCUUUUCAUAUGGAUUGUAUUGAUACUUGGCUUCUUUCUCAUUCUACUUGCCCACUUUGUAGAUCAAGUUUAUUGCAAGAUUUUGGGACCCACAAUGGAAAUGGGUUUUCUCCAUUUGUUUGUGUUCUUGAAUAUGAAAGGAAUAGUAAUAGAGUUGAAAGUUCAAGGGGGUUAGAGAGAUCUAGUUCUAUUCUUGAGAACAAUCUAGAAGAAUGUGAGUUUGGGUCUAGUAGAAGUGAUUUUGGAAGGAAAUCUUGUGAAAAUUGUCAAGAAAAUGGGAAAAAAGAGAAGAUUGUGAGAGUGAAAUUGGGUAAGUUUAAGAAUGUUAAAGGAGGUGAAGGUUGUAGUGAGAUUAGUUAUGGUGGUAAUGGAAGGAAUGAUUUGGGUUCUAGAAGGUGCUAUUCAAUGGGUUCAUUUGCAUAUGUUUUGGAUGAGAAAAGUUCAUUUCAAGUUCCUAUUAGAACACCCAUGAAGAAGGAGAAGAAUAGUAAUAAGGGUAAAGUAAAACUUGGGUAUAGAGCAGUAAUGUCUGAGUAUGGGAAUGAUUCCAUGAGAGAUUUUAGUGGGAUUGAAGCUUUUAGAAGUGUUGAGAUUCAUGAAAAUGGUGGGAAAAUUGUUGGGAAUGAGAGUGGUAAAAAGGAAAGCUUUUCACUUUCCAAGAUUUGGUCAAGAGGAGGUGGAGAUAAGAACAAAAAAAGGAUUUGGAAUAGUGGGAAUGGGAAUGGGAAUGAAAAUGAGAAUGAUCAAUUAGAUGAAUCUUCUAGAAGAACAAUUUCGGAGUUUGAGAUUGAUGCAAGUGAAUUAGGAAUGGAUGAAGAAACUCAAAGUAAUUAUAGUGUUGAUUCACUUUUUAAUCCAAAUACAACAUCUUCUUCUACAACAAGAACUCUACUUUGGCUUAUGGAAAGACAAAACAAAAUUGUUCAUACUAAUUCCUCAUUCUCAUUCAAUAAUUAGUGUGUUCAAAUUUUAUUAAAAGGGUCUGGGUGAGAGAAGGUAACGGACAAUUCAUACUCGUACAAGAGGAAGGACUAGAGGAAAGCGGUCGAUUUUACCCCAAACAUGUAAAAGCCCUACAUAAAUAGGAUAUGGGUGACGACAUUUUCACAGAACAAGCAACUGCUUGAAAAAAGAAACUACCAGUGGUCUAAAAUAUGGAUCUGACAUCUCCAACUAUUUCUAUCCCUAGUCAGGUCCACGGAGAGGUGCAUCUCACUUAGGUCACUCUUUAUUUGCUCAACUCACGUUUUCUUAGGUCUUCUUUGACUUCUUUUGCUUUUCACUAUGAUGCUUUUUAUCCUUUUAACUGGGCAAUCGACAAUCUUUCUUUGCACAUGUUCAAAUCAUCUUAACCUAUUUUCGUGCAUUUUAGCAGAUAAUGGGGCAACGUCUAACUUCUCUCUAAACUCCUUCUUCUUGAUUUUGUCCAUUAUGGUGUAACCCCACAUCCACCUCAGCAUUUCCAUCUCUGCCACUUUCAUCUUUUGUUCAUGGAUCUUCUUAACAUACCAACAUUCUGUCCCGUAUAAUAAAACUGGCCUAAUGGCAAUUCUGUAGAAAUUACCUUUCAAUUUGCUCGGAAAUUUCUUAUUACAUAACACUCCAGUAGCUGAUCGCCACUUAAGCCAACCCGCGUGUAUACAAUGCGUAACAUCUCCAUCUAUCUCUCCAUCACUUUGGAUAUCAGAUCCUAGAUACUUGAACUUUGUCGUAUUUGCAACUACAUCUUCUCCAAUUAUCACAUCUGGGCCAUCAUGAUGUUCAUCACCACUAAAAGUUGCAUAUCAAAUAUUCUGUCUUUGUACAGUUUAUAUGCAACCCUCAACUUUGUAAAACUGUCCUCUAAGUACGUAGAAUAAAAAAUAAUAAAAAUUACAUAUUUAAAACUAUGUGUUGAUUUCACAAGAUUCAUAAUGAAUAUGAUUCAUAUUCAACAUAUACUUUAAAAACCUAAUUUUUAAUUUUUAAAAUGAAAUAACUUGAAGUAAACAAGUAAAAAUAAAUAGUUUCAUUAUGAACAAGUUAGUUAGUUAUUCUAUCUAGUCAUAUUAGGAUUUAGUAAAAGGAAAAUCAUGGAAAAAAAUUAGUAAAAGUAAUUGGAUUGUAAGGAAUGAUAGAGAAUAAAAGUUUUUGUGCAUGUGUUUUGCAAACAAUUUUUCAUAGUGAAGGAAUAGAUUGGAAUUGGAAUUGGAAUUUUGUAAUAUGUGUAAAGCUCAAUAUCUUUUGUUUUUGGAUUCCUUUCUUUUUCUAUACAUGUUUUUUUAGCCUUAUUUAAAACUAACAUAAAUAUUUUUGAAAAUAGAAUAAUAUUAAUAUGUUUAUAUAUUAUACUUCUCUAAAAGCUAGUUAGUUAUUAAGUAUUGCAUACAUAUGUUUAACAAUUAUAAUAUGUAUCCACUAACUGAUUGUUAGCUGUUCAAUAAAAAGUUUAAUUUCAAUAACAAUCAACUAAUAUCUACUAAAGAAAUAAGGUUUUUCUGCAACAUGCUUAAUACUUUAAAAUUUUCCAAACAAUAAAUAUAUGCCUUUUCAUUUUUAAUAGACCAACAAAUAAAAGGAAGCAAUAAUAAUUUAAACUAGGUUCCCACAUUGAAAAAGUGUGUGUUUUUUUGAAUUCCUUCUAGUAUUUUGUAAAAUUUAAAGGGCUUUAAUUGUACUAAGCUAAAAGCAUAUUUAAGAAAAUUUAAAAAUCAACAAUUACUAUAUGUGGAGGUCAGUAUUGGUGGCGAAUAUAGAAAUUUAGCGGAUACGAAUAUUUUUUUGGAAAAAUUAUCGUGAAUAAUACAAUUUUUUGUUAAUUUUUUUGACAAUAAUACCAACUAUUGAUUAAUCAUGAAUAAUACCAACUUAGAGG
This is a messenger RNA of Amaranthus tricolor (Joseph's coat), 3463 nucleotides long. RefSeq names its product putative RING-H2 finger protein ATL49. The transcript has 2 exons. Bases 166 to 1566 code for a protein of 466 amino acids. NCBI's taxonomy places the organism in Eukaryota, Viridiplantae, Streptophyta, Magnoliopsida, Caryophyllales, Amaranthaceae. The record is from RefSeq and is a predicted model, not a curated record.